AUGGCGGCCGUGGCUGCGGAGCCAGGAGCUGAUGCAGCAUCAACAACAACAGCGGGGGACGGUGGUGAGCGCGAACCGGUGCCAGCUGUGCCGGGGGCCAAACUCGACUCCGAUGCAACGCAGGAGUACGUGCCAGUAAUGGACCUUGUUCACCAACUCAAGGAUGGAGAUGCAGUUCAGGAAUGCAGCCAGGUCCAAAUGGAGGUAGUGAGCAGGCCAGACCAAGCCGCGGGAAAAGCCCUCGCUGCUUGUGCAGAGGAUGAACACAUCGAUACAGGCUGUCUCAGGGUCGCCGUAGAAAAUACCGAGAACCAUGCUCGCGAGGGCUAUGGUUCGAAAUACACCAUGUCGAGGGCAGAACGUUUGAAACAGUUUUUUUCGCCGAAUGUUGAUCCUGCAAACGAGGUCAGUAAGCACGAGCCCUACGCCUGCCAUCAGAAUAGCUCCAUCUCCGAUUCACAGCCAUCGGUGAUCUUUUUGCAUUCGUUCCCUGCGCAUCCUGUGGCUACGGAGGCUGGGCUGUCGUUGGCAGAACCAGCAGAGCCCAUGAUCGAUUACUAUCAAAACACAGAAUUAACCCAACCUACUAUUAUCGAGUGUGACUAUAGAGCUUUAAUCAAACCGUCUCACGAGACUGAACUGGAGCCCGAACCCGCAGAUGAUGCUCCUUCUAGUACCGAGUACAAGGCUGAGUCUUUGGAAGAUGGCUUUCUUGAACAUCCCCAGGACAUAGACCAUGUCGAGACUCUGCCAGUUCUAGAGACAGAGACACUCCUUGGAACACCCAUGGAGACUGGAUACAUUUGUGACUUUUCGAGCAUCACAACCCAGAACUCUCCGAGUCCCGAGCUUCCUGUAAUGGCAGUGGGUCAGGUUCCCUCCUCAGCAGAACUUGGGGACUGGUGCUCACCACAGCGGAGUUUGGAAACAAACUUCCACGAGAGCGAGACAGUAAUGAAACCCAGUCCCCCCAUGUCCGUUGCUGAAACUGAGGAGGUACAGCCCGAGUCAGUGGACAACCUGAUACUUGGUUCCGAAGUUCGAGUAUCUCUGGAUCACAUCAUCGACGACGCACUGGUGGUGUCCUUUCGGUUGGGCGAGAAGAUCUUCUCAGGGGUUCUGAUGGACCUCUCUAAAAGGUAUAUUAUGAUCCUUCUCAGAAAUGUCUCUUAUAUUUAGUUUUUUACCACAUUUGUUUUUCUAUGUCACUUCCUGACACUUUUUCUGUCCCUUAGCUUACUUCUGGAAACACACCACUGAUUUUUGUUUACUACUGAUAUCCACUGCACAAUAUGCACAUACAAUAUUACACUACAAUUCACACCUGAAAGAUGUGGUGCUUCCUCAUUCCGACUUGUCAGCUGUCAACAAAGGAAACAGACCUUGUGCUUUGCAAACCCCUGCCCCAUCCUUCUGACCUAAACCGACAGUUUUCUACUCUUGCCAGGGGUCGAGGGGUCAAGCUCCGUAGUUUGACAACUCAUCACAAAAAUACAGAGGAACUGCUCUUAUCCCCAAUUAUGUGAGCAGUGCUUUCGGUUUCAGUCUUUUCAGUUUACAAAACUAAACUUUGUUUCUAUUUAAGAAGUCCAGGUAUAUCAGAGGUCAGCUGAAGAGGGUGAUCACAGGCUCAGUCUGUAGUGUAAGGUCAGACUUAGAGAAUGAUGCAGUUGGUAGGGUAGUUGGUGGCUAUGCCACUAUCAACAACCCCUUUCGGAUUCUAUUUUAUAUCCUCCUUGUAAUUUGUCUCCCGUCUCAUCAACACCUUUCCUCCAUCCCUCCCUUCUCUCACAUUAUCAUCUGCAGGUCUAUAUUUUGGUUCAUAAUUAAACUUGCUGAUAUGCCUGGGAACUAUGUUGAAUAUCUUCAUUAUGUUUAGCAAAGAUGACAUCAGCACACACAAAACUUUACCAAACUAUCAAAAAGGAAAUCAACACCUUGUUGUGUUUUAGUUUCCCUCACAAGCUGCUUACAGCUCAUUAUGGAGUUGCUCUUCAGGACUUCAUAUAAUAUCAGGGUAUUCUUCUGGUGUUAUACCAUAUACGCUAUUAAUACAUGGCAGGAUUUGCUAUAACUUGGAAGCCACAUUAGUGUAAGUUGCUAUGAUAAGAUCCUGAGCAGCAGUCAUCCCAAAGACAAUGGCCAGUUCAUUGCAAUGACAAGAUGGAGGCCACUCAAACCUUACUGCUUCAUUUUCUAUAGUACUGUAGAUAAUCAACAUCAUCCCCUCUCUACAAACAAAAUACUCAAUUUUUAGAUCGUCAUUGUUGAGUCUAAGGGAUCGGUUUAUGGCUUUUGUUUUCCAACAGUCCCCUGAGUGCAGGCCUUGUCCCUGUGAUUGGCCAGAGUCUGUUCCAUAGCAUAGGUCAUAUGGAAUCAUUGUUUUUCCCAUUGGAUGUGUGCUCAAGAUGAGAAAUGAGUCUUUGUCUUUGGUUUAGACUAACUCGCCUAUAGACGUCGACCUGGUCCUAAAAUAACAUCGACUCUACCCGUCCCCUACUAAGGCACUUGUGUAUGUAUCUGGAAAGAUGGGUAUUAGCAACAAUAUGGUGGAAAUUCCACCCACCUAUCCUAUCAGAGGGAAAGUUGGAGCUGCUACCAUAUUGUAUAUUUAUCAAAUUGUUUCAAAUCUAUGAAGUGCCAAGGGGGUAGGGGCUAGCUGUUGUUUCUGGCCCAGGCCGACUUUUUGCCUAGCUGACGGUCACCUGGUGUUGAUGAGGAAGGAAAAGAUGGUGGUUGUGUGUUAAUGAAAGGUGAUGGUUGAUAAGGAGGCUGCUGUGAAAAGCUGUGAUGGAAAGGCAAGGCAGUGGUGAGAAAAGGCAUGUUCCUCUCUUGCUGUUGGCUGUUUCAUUCAUUGUGAUCAGAGUGAGACACUCACUAAUCCUUAACUCUCCAGUGCAAUUUUACACUUGGUUUUGGUUGUCACAGAGGAAUCUGCAUCUUCGGCGGUUUCAAUUAUGUUUAUAAGUAGCAAUGGAGGGGCUCAUGGCCAGAUUAGAUGUAGGCUACUUGCUUAUGGGCAUUUCCAUCAAGAAGAACCCAUGAGCACCAUCAUGUGAAGUUCAUAGGAGCAUGUGAAAUGAAAGCGAAGUCUAUAUUUUUGGGAAAUAUACAUUUUUCAAAAAUGUUUAAUCUAAAAUAUUAGGCAUAAGUAAAGGCAGAUGGAAAUGGGGUCUUUAUACAUUUACAUUUUAGUAAUUUAGCAGACGCUCUUAUCCAGAGCGACUUACAGUUAGUGAGUGUAUACAUUUUUCAUACUCUUAGAAAACAUCUACCAGAAAAAGUCUUAAAAGGUAUCAGAAAUACAUCAAAACACAAUGUUGACGUAAAAACACUGCCAACUAAUAUCAACACUUAUUUAGUUUUGGAGAAAUGGUUUACCUUCAAGUUUGAUGAAAUAUUGCCUUGUAAUUCCGUUACCAAAAACACACAUCUUUAAGACAUUUUGUAAUUUCGGAUAAUGAAAGUUCACAGAAGUAACCAGUAAUGGUAAACCUACCAAUUUAGUAUUUUACCGAUAUCAAUUUUGUUAAUGAAUUAAGUGAUUAAAACUCGUAAUUCCAUUACGGAAUUGGUAAAGGAAUUACCAAAAAAUAUGUAACGUAAUUACUGUAACUGAAAUGGCUUCAAUGGAAAAUCAUAAUAGUCAAACAGUUGGAUCACAUGCUACUGUCCUCCCUUCCACUGGCAUACUGUUAUGUUCAGCUUAUAACGGUUGUCUUUCUCUUUGUAAUUUGGUGGUCAAACCAAGAGUGAUAAAACAGUCUGACUCUGGACAACCCCUGCCUCUCCCUUUUUCCUCGCUCUCUGCCCUUUUCUCUCACUCUCCAGUUAAUGUCACCUCUCCCUGGCUCUUACUGACACCUACCCAUGAGCCCCCUGUAACCAGCAUCCUAACCCACUGAGCACCGACCAACACCGGAUGUCCAUGGAUGUUGAAAAGUAGUUAAUUUGGUCAGUCCACCCUUACGUUGAUGGUAACGUCCACAGACUGACUGGACCAAAUCUGAACCUAUCAUAGACAUAUGUUUCACAAGAUUGGAUAGUACAGUACAGUGAGUAGAGCACACAAUACAGUACAGUCCAUUACUGUAGUACAGUAGAGUAUUGUACUGUACUCUACUGAACUAUAUUGCACUGUACUGAACCCUACCCUACUCUGCUUUGCUGUAUUGUACUCUACUGUGCUCUGCUGCACUGUGAUGUCCAAACUUGUUAAACAUGAGAAUCAGGGGUCGCGUUAAUAGUUCAGAAAUCAUCAUUUUCAAAAGGCAGACCAUCAACAAAAUCUGUGUUUUUAAACCAUACCACUUGCAUUUUAUAUUGACAGUCAAGUGUUUUGCUUCAAUACAGUACUCAGGGGCGUGCAACUAUAGUUUUCCUUCACAGAAAAUACAUUAGUGCAACACAUUCGGCAGAAAAUAGCUUAAUUUUCAUCAGAUGACAAAAGAAGUGCAAAGCUAUUUGGCUAGCAGCCACACAAGUAAAUGAGCGUACAAUAAAAAACGAUGCAUGGCCAUUUCUAAUGUUUAUCAUAGAAAGAAUGUAGCCAGCUACAUUUCCUAAUGUUUUGCUUGAAGUUAAUCUGACAUUUUACUGGAGAAAAGUAGGCUACACCGAGAAAAGUACCAGAGAAAAGUAGCUACACAUUAGUCAGCACUGUCUGUUGAUAGAAUACCCAUUUGUGAAUUCUCAUCUGAGUGGAGAAGUGCAACUGAAGCACAAAAUUAGUCUGAUGCCAAGCAGAACUUACAAUAUGAAGCAUUUUAGAUCAGCGUUUACAAAAUGCAGCAAGAUGACGCAUAAGAAAUAGGCGUAUCUUUUUUAGCGCAACCCCUGAGAAUGACAUUCAUAUCCAUAAUUAUGCAUUUCUGGGUAUUACAGAUCAGGGACCCAUGAUGUAAUUCCGUUACCGGGUCUGGGUGUAAAUCCACUUCACUUACAGACAUCUUUGAAUCUUAAUUCGGAGCAGAUCGUUUUUGGGAAAUGUGGUUGCAUAAAAUCCUGAGAGAGAUUUUACCGAAAUUCCGUUACCAAAGUUUGCAUCUGCAUCUAUCCACUAAAUUAGUUUUUGUAACAUUUUCAGUGGAAAUUGUUAAAAGUAGUCCUUGUGCAUAGAGUUAUGGUUUAUAAAACUUUUAAAUCAAUGGUUUUUGUUUGGCAUACAUUUUAAAGUGGAAAAAACGGAAUCAAAGCGUAAAUCCGUUACCGUGGAAUUGCCCUUAUGUAACUGCUAGGGAAACAAUUAAUUUUGAACCGCACACAUCCCCUCCCAUUUAAAUAGAUUGAAAGUUUGAAUGUAGGCCUAAUUGCAGUAAUUGAGUACAAGCAUCCCAAACCUCGUGUUUAAUAUUAUGCCCUCCAAAAAUUGAGCUCAGGUGCAUCCUGUUUCCAUUGAUCAUCCUUGAUGUUUCUACAACUUGAUUGGAGUCCACCUGUGGUAAAUUCAAUUGAUUGGACGUGAUUUGGAAAGGCACACACCUGUCUAUAUAAGGUCCCACAGUUGACAGUGGAUGUCAGAGCAAAAACCAAGCCAUGAGGUCGAAGGAAUUGUCCGUAGAGCUCCGUGACAGGAUUGUGUCGAGGCACAGAUCUGGGGAAGGGUACCAAAAAAUGUCUGCAGCAUUGAAAGUCCCCAAGAACACAGUGGUCUCCAUCAUUCUUAAAUGGAAGAAGUUUGGAAAGACCAAGACUCUUCCUAGAGCUGGCCGCCCGACCAAACUGACUGGGAGACUAGUCAGGAUCGAGGGAAAGAUGAAUGGAGCAAAGUACAGAUAGAUCCUUGAUGAAAACCUGCUCAGGACCUCAGACUGGGGCGAAGGUUCACCUUCCAACAGGACAACGACCCUAAGCACACAGCCAAGACAACGCAGGAGUGGCUUCGGGGCAAGUCUCUGAAUGUCCUUGAGUGGCCCAGCCAGUGCCCAGACUUGAACCCGAUCGAUCAUCUCUGGAGAGACCUGAAAUUAGCUGUGUAGCGACGCUCCCCAUCCACCUGACAGCGCUUGAGAGGAUCUGCAGAGAAGAAUGGGAGAAACUCCACAAAUACAGGUGUGCCAAGCUUGUAGCGUCAUACCCAAGAAGACUCGAGGCUGUAAUCGCUGCCAAAGGUGCUUCAGCAAAGUACUGAGUAAAGGGUCUGAAUACUUAUGUUUUUGCUUUGUCAUUAUGGGGUAUUGUGUGUAGAUUGAUGAGGGAAAAAAAAGAAUUUAAUCCAUUUUAGAAUAAGGCUGUAAUGUAACAAUGUAGAAAAAGUCAAGGGGUCUGAAUAUUUUCUGAAUGCACUGUAUGUCACGCCCUCUGCAUCCAUUUUGCUGUCACGUGUUCAGAGUUUGUUAUAACCCAUUUAUUGAUGUGAUUAUGAUAUGCUGUAGGUCAGGCCCCAUUGGUCACGUGCAUGCAAUGCAUACAUGUGUCGCAUAAAGAGAGCAAGUCAAGGGUUGAGGGAAUAGGGAAUGUGUUUCCUUAACAUAAUGAGGUAUUUCGUUAACAGAACUUUUCAGUCAGAAAUGGCUGUAAUUAUGUUGCAGCUUCAGCAACACGGACAGCGCGAUAAACACUUGAAGUUCUGUAGUGGUCGCUGCAGCAGGGAGGAGAGCGGGACACCGGGUGCUAGUCACACAGUCGCUCGCUGUCAUUUAUUUUUAACACAGCGCAGCAAGUCUGAGCACAAUCAAAUCAAUUAAGGUUGGAUUCCCUCUAGUCAUUUGUGUAUCUUAAUUAUUUAAUCAAACAGUGCGCUUAAAGCAUCAGACAAGCUCAGUGCAUAUAGUUGAUUUGAUUAUCACACAUAGGAUGUUUCUAUAUAUGGAAAAAUACACAUUUAAACAUUUUUACAAAUCGAUUGGUCGAAAGAACAGACGACUCUGUCUACCAAAAUUUUUUUUAGUUGGGGACAGCCCUAAAGUACACAAAGGUAGAAAUAUGCAAUAUCUUUCUUUUGCAUAUUUGGGUAUUUUUCUACACACUGGUUAUUAUUGUAAUGAGCUACGCCCCCAAACAAGACCUAAUUUGGUUGUUCCGGACUAGACCAAAUCUGAAACAAUCAUAGACGUAUAUGUUUCACAAGUUUGGACAUCACAGUAGAGUUCAGUACAGUACAGGGCCCAGACGCCAAAAGCAUCAAGGCUAAGUUCAUCGUUAGAACCUUCAUAAGAGCAUCUUUACAUUUCAGAGCCGUUUCCCAAACCGUCUUUAUUAACAUUGCACUUGCUUGACUGCUGUUUGACAAAUACAAAUAUUCUCUUAUCCAUAAUAAUCUCAUCAUGUAGACUAACCUACCCACACAUCCUAUCCACACUGUAUCUGCGAGCUAUUGGCUCGAGCGCAGGUGCCAAGACCAGAGUAGGCACAUAUUUAACGCAACAGUUUGUGACAAAACUAUAAUUAGAGUUGAAAAUACGAAGGAAACACAUUGAACUUUAGAUUUUUAUUCGGUGCAUUUUGUGUGCACUACGUCAUCACGCACUGAUUGUUGGCUGAAACACCACUGGUGGGUAAAUGCGCAUAUUUUCUUCUGUCGCCAGUUGGAUGGAAACCUAGCUAUUGAUCCAUUGUUUUGUUGGUGGUUCGGUCCAAUAGAGUUAGCAUAUGAUAAAUCUUGUCCUGUAUUUGCGCUUGAUGCACUCACUAAUGCAGCAUAGGGACACAUUUACCCAAGGCCAUCUAUCUCUGUAUAGCUCUGUCAUCUCUCUGUGACAUAGGGAUUAUUUUAGGAGGUGCUUUGGUAGGAAACAUAGUGUACUGCAUAUGAUAUCUCAGCCUAGAAACGAGCUAAACUAGGCCUAUGUAGUGGUAGUUGAACCUCUUGACCUAUAGUAUCUGGAGAAUGUUCAGUAGGGUCGGCAGUUUUAAGAUUUUGGUUGAGCUGAAGUUGUCAUGGUGUAUAGGGGUUCUUCUGGGGUUAAAAAAUAUAUUCUGCCAUGGUAACAACUGAGCCACCCCUGAAACUUUUAUAGGCUUAUUCAGAUUUGUUCAUUUUUGGGUUAAUGGUAGCGUUGAAUUUAGGCUAGGCCUGCUUCAUUGGAAGUGAGUGAUCAUAUAGGCUAUGUCUGGUUUGCUUUGCUUUGCUUUGCAUGGCCCACAUCUCUACACCUCCUUCUGGAAUUUCAUUUUGAAGAACACUCAGUCAAAUAGAGAAAACAAGGCUGUUGUUAGACAGGCAGCGCAAUUCAGAUUUUUUUCCCAUUAAUUGGUCUUUUGACCAAUUCAGAUCAGGUCUGAAAAAGAUCUGAUGUGAAAAGAUCUGUGAUUGGUCAAAAUACCAAUUAGUGUAAAAAAAUAUCAGAAUUGUGCUUCCUGUGUCAACGCAGCCCAAGAGAUGUUGAAAUGUGUGUCAGUUUCAACCCAAGAGUCAGUUCUGAUCCCAAAUCAUAGGGUAGGGUUUGAUAAACACAGUCAUGGAGUUUCUGCUGCCACCUUCACUUGUAGCUGCCUUAUUAAAACAUUAUUUGUCUCACUUUCUCUUUUAAUGAAUAAAGCUGUAGGGAAGUUGAGCAUUAAUAUUGUAAACAAGGCUUGUUUUUUUCCCUUUGUUUUUAGGGCCUUGUGCACUCUAGUUACCUAUGGUGAUUUUGUGUUUUAGGCUGUGGGAGCUCCUUUGAUCUUUUGCAACACUUAAUUUAAUCUUUCUUCUUUGAAUGUUCAGGAUCGAAUUGUUUUAAAUUGAUGUCCUAAAUGUACCUAUAUAGGCCUAAAUGAGAAACAUCUUGAAUUAGCAUGAAAUCUUUGAGGAAUAUAAGACAAACAAAAAACAAGUUUAGAGUUUAGUUUUUAUAGUUUCUAAAUCCUCUCAUUUUUCUCUUCUCAGGUUUGGACCCUAUGGAAUUCCAAUCACUGUGUUCCCAAAGAGAGAAUACAAGGAUAAACCUGAAUCUAUGCAGCUAAAGACAGAACCAUUCCAACCAGAGAAGGUGGAAAAGCCAGUCCAGGAAAACCCUGACAGCCAAGUCGUCGCAAUCCCCGAACCAAACCCUGACCCCCAGCCUGAGCCUAACCCAUGGACUUCAAAACCUCCGCCGCUGUUUCAGGAGGGAGCCCCUUACCCUCCGCCAUUGUUCAUCAGGGACACCUACAACCAGUCGUUACCUCAGCCGCCCCCCCGCAAGAUCAAGCGGCCCAAGCGCAGGCUGUACCGCGAGGAGCCCACCUCUAUCAUGAACGCCAUCAAGUUGCGGCCCCGCCAGGUGCUCUGUGACAAGUGCAAGGGGGCUGUCACGACCGUGGACAAGAGGGAGCCACGCAGAGGCCCUGGGUCGGACUCUAGGGGCGAGGACGCCAAGCGGAGACGCAACGACAGUGCAGCUACUGUCGGCAAGCGGCCACGUAAUGACCCUCGCUCUGAGGAGAAGUGCCGUGCUGCUGAGGCAUCCAAACGGCAGGCCUCAGGGAUACAAGUCUCCUCUUCCUCUUCUCUGGGCCAGGUGAAGGGCGGAGCUGGAGGGAACAGGGUUCUGAGGGCAACCUCCACCACAACAUCACCACCGGCCAACAGCAGCUCCAGAGUCCAGCUCAAUGCCAAGAAAGUGCUGCAGAGCAAAAACGUUGAUCACUCCAAGGCACGGGAGGUGCUGAAACUGGCCAAGGCGCAGAAGAGGCAGCGAGAGACUACAGUGGUCACUGGCAGCAGUGGCAACGCCAAAACCAUGACGAGGGCCGCUGCCCUGCAGGAGGCCCACGCCCACCAGAAGGUCCACUUCACCCGGCGGCUGCAGCAGAUCAGCGGGGUGGGACCAAGCAACGCCACCCCUCUCCCACCCAGGAUGCGCAUCAAGCCCCAAAGGUACCGUAAUGAAGAGAAUGACUCUUUUACAUGUAAGCAGCUUUGCCUCGAGAAAGUGCCGGGAAAUGGCCGUUUGUCCCCUCCAAAGCCAUGCGCGCCCCGCUGUACCUCCACACGCUCCUCCUCCUCCUCCUGCUCCACAGGCGAGGCCACUGCUGCUGAAAACCAGGGCCCAGAUAAAGGGCCAGAACCUGAGCUCAGUCCUCAGCCCCAAUCCCAGCCCCAAGUGGAACCCCCCACAGCCAAGGAGCACAGCGACCCCAAGGCGGAGCCAGAGGAGCAGGGGGGGCAGGAGGGGAGGCGGGAGACGCGCGGCAGCAAGGCUGGCAACCUUGUGGUGUACAUGACCCUUAACCCCAGCCAGCCUGACUCCGCUAAUACCUCCAUGUGCAGCGUUGAUAGUGCAGACGACUUAAAGUCCUCAAACUCAGAGUGUAGCUCUACCGAGACCUUUGACUUUCCCCCUCCCGGUGAUUUGCACUCGCCCCCCGCCCCUGGCACGUCCUCAGCAGUCACUGACACCUCGCCUGCACCUACGGAAGAGAAAAAGCCCCAUAAAUCUCAGAAAGUGUUUUCCAAAAAUGUGUCUAAGUGUGUCUCUCUGGACGGCAGGAGCAUUUGCGUAGGGGACAUCGUUUGGGCCAAAAUAUAUGGUUUCCCUUGGUGGCCAGCCCGCGUCUUAGGCAUCCAGGUCAGCCGCAAAGAUAAUGGGCUCUUAGUCAGGCAGGAGGCCCGUGUCGCCUGGUUCGGUUCACCCACCACCUCCUUCCUGGCACUUGCACAGGUCGCCCCCUUUCUAGAAAGCUUUCAGUCACGCUUCGACAAGAAGAGAAAGGGCUUGUACCGUAAAGCCAUCACAGAGGCAGCCAAGGCUGCCAAGCAGCUCACUCCCGAGGUUCGCGCCUUGCUUACGCAAUUCGAGACGUGA
This is a messenger RNA of Coregonus sp. 'balchen', 10709 nucleotides long. The record is from the annotation of a GenBank genome assembly. Lineage: Eukaryota; Metazoa; Chordata; Actinopteri; Salmoniformes; Salmonidae.